Molecule: messenger RNA, 2246 nt
Organism: Hippocampus zosterae (dwarf seahorse)
Lineage: Eukaryota; Metazoa; Chordata; Actinopteri; Syngnathiformes; Syngnathidae
Gene: pter
Product: phosphotriesterase related
Exons: 5
Coding region: 234-1283 (349 amino acids)
Biological process (GO): catabolic process
Molecular function (GO): zinc ion binding
Source: RefSeq, a predicted model, not a curated record
AUUUAAUAGCUUUGUACGGUAUUCAGCUUUCAUAAGAAAAACAAGCGAACUAUCGGUCACUAUUAUGAGCUUUCCGGCAAAGCGUUCUUUUUUUCAAAAUAAAAGCACGACUAUCUGAUUUUCUAACUUUUAUCAGCAAGUUGCUCACGAGUUGUCUGAAAGUUCACUGAAUGAAGUUAAGAGCCGACUUUUAGUCAUUUAGUAUUCUGGAGUCCAAAGUUUGACGAACCGUCAUGACAGAGCUGAGCGGCAAGGUCCAGACAGUCCUGGGUCUGCUGGACCCGGACCAGCUAGGUCGCACCAUGACCCACGAGCACCUGACGAUGACCUUUGAGUGCUGCUAUGUACCCCCGCCGCCGGAGAACCGGCAAACAGACAAGAAUCCCUUCCAGUUGUGUCAUGGGCACUGGCUGAGGCAGAACCCAUACAGCUGCCUCGAGAACCUGUUUCUCUGCCAGGAGACAGAGGCGGUGCGCGAUGAGCUGCUGGCUUAUAGGAAGGCGGGCGGUGGGAGUGUGGUGGAGAACACCACCACGGGCAUCGACCGGGACAUGUCCACCCUCAGGAGGCUGGCUAAGGAGACGGGGGUCAACAUCGUGGCGGGUGCCGGUUACUAUGUGGACUGCACACACUCGGAUGACAUGAGGAAGAUGAGUGUGGAGAAGCUGACGGACGUCAUCGUGGGCGAGGUCCUCUACGGCGCAGACGGCACGGACAUCCGCUGCGGUGUGAUCGGCGAGAUCGGCACUAGUUGGCCCAUCACGGACAGCGAGAGGAAGGUGCUGCGGGCGGCGGCCCACGCUCAGUCCCAGCUCGGUUGCCCCGUCAUCAUCCAUCCCGGCCGCAAUGCCGCCGCUCCCGCCGAGGUCGUCCGCAUUCUCCAGGAGGCGGGCGGCGACAUCUGUAAGACGGUCAUGUCGCACCUCGACAGGACCAUCUUUAAUCACGCUGAGCUGCUGGACUUUGCCGAGAUGGGCAGUUACCUGGAAUACGACCUGUUUGGCAUCGAGACGCUAAACUAUGUCUUCAACAUGGACGUGGACAUGCCCAGUGACAGCCAGAGAAUCAACAACUUGGCCUUCCUGGUCAAAGAAGGCUACGAGGACAAGAUCGUGAUCGCGCACGACAUCCACACCAAAGACCGCCUGUGCAAGUACGGCGGCCACGGGUACUCGCACAUCCUGCGCAACAUCGUGCCCAAGAUGCUGAAGCGGGGCAUCUCGCAGAUGCAGGUGGACAAGAUCCUGGUGGACAACCCCAAACGUUGGCUCACCUUCAAAUGAAGCAUCCGGGGUGGGGUCGAGGGGAGUGGGGGGGGGGCAGGCAGGUUUUCAUUUGUUUCAUGAAGCCAUCAUGAUUAUUUUUUUCUGAUUUCCUCGUGAGAUGAUGACCCUAAACCUAAAAACAUCAGUCAAAACAUCGAAAUUCCAAAACGUGGAACUUCAAGUUCUCUGCCUUUAUAUUAAAUUGAAAUAAAAUUAGGCAAUGGUGGAGAUUAAAUACACUUAUUUUACAUAUUCCAUUUUGAUUAAAAAAAAAAACAAUGAAAAAAUUCCCACAACGAUUAGUCAUAUAUUUUUUUUUAAUUAGAGCUCAUUUAUUCUUUUUCGCUCAAUCACCGCAUCGCCAGAAUAACUUUUCAGGAAAAUGAAAUCAAUUUGUUGAGCCUUUUACAUUGUAUCAGCAAAGAGAGCAAGCCAUUUUCAACACGUGCUGAUCAGUAAAAUUGCCCAUGACUCAACUUUUUACUCCCGAUAUAUAUCACUCAAUCCUUUUCUGAAGUAAUAUUUUCGACGCCCAUUCAUCAAAUCAAAAUGCACUGUCACAUAAAAUACGUUCCGCCUACAAAUAAUCUUGUCGUACAACUGUAGCCCAUAGAGACUCACGUGAAUUUAUUUCAUUUUGGGAUUACAUACAUUGAGUGUCAUUCGCCGUCAGCAUUCCUUCACCGGCAGCCACACGGAAACUCCAAAACACCUUCCAGUCCGUGUUACAGAAGCACACGCGUGUUUAGUGUCGCUGCCGCUUGCUAACGAGCAUGUGGCUCAUCGGUAUGCCACGCCCGACCACACGUCGCCACGGCGGCGCCAGCAAACGAGUCGACCCCUCGACGGCGCGUCUUAACAGGGAGGGCCCAGAUGAAGGACGCGCUCUACUCUCUCGUCUGGGAACAGGUGGCCUCACAGGGUGAAUUCACGCCAUGAUCAAUGGCCGCCGCGGUCCAGGCCAAACUUUUGAUGAAUUUU